Molecule: messenger RNA, 744 nt
Organism: Nicotiana tabacum (common tobacco)
Lineage: Eukaryota; Viridiplantae; Streptophyta; Magnoliopsida; Solanales; Solanaceae
Source: RefSeq, a predicted model, not a curated record
AUGAAAUAUGUGACCACUUCUACUUCAAAUGGAGCAGGGGUGGCUGCGGGUGGAGCCACUUCUACCUCGAAUGGAACUGAUGCAGUUACCUCAACCUCGAUUGGGAAAAUUUGGGUAUCAACAGGUAGUAACAACAUUUCCCCUCAGGAGUAUCCUACACAAACCCGAGCUAACAGGAAGGUGCAUUCACUCAAAUACGCAAACAAGAAGUCAUCACGUUCAUCUGGUAAAACAUCAUAUGUCGCUUCGAAAAAGCUUGAAGAUGCCAAAGGGCUAUGGCCGGAACUGCUACCGGAGGUUCUAUGGGCCCACCACACAACGCCGAAGAUCAGCACAUGCGAGACGCCAUAUUCACUAGUCUACGGCACUGAUGCAGUCAUACCCGUUGAGGUCAGGGAACCCAGCCUGAGAUACUCAAAUGAGAGUGGAUCAAGCAACGAUGAAAGUAGGUUACAAGACCUAGAUGAGGUCGAAGAACGGAGGGAUAUGGAACAUGUAAGAAUGGUGGCCCAAAAACAACAAGCAGAAAGAUAUUAUAACAAGAAGGCCAAAAUACAACCACUCAAAGUUGGGGACUACAUAAUAAAAGCCAAAACGCAAGCAGUGAAAGACCCGAAUGAAGGGAAAUUAGGAACAAACUGGGACGAGCCAUAUAAAAUCACAACAGCACUAAGCAAAGGAGCAUUUCAACUAGAAACAAUGGAAGAAAACCACUACAAAAUAACUGGAACGUCGCCCACCUGA